AGGAACUCAUGCAAGCAGGCGGCAAUAGUCGGAGCGCUGAAGUGAGAGGAGGGUCAGCCAUAUUGCCGCACUGUUAGUUCUGGAGAGGAGGAGGAGUGUCCGAGGCUGCCCUGCGGUAGAACCAUCUCAAAUCACACCUGCUCUGGAAGGCACUGACUGUGGAGACGUCAUCUAGUAGGCUAUCCGAAGUAUUUGGAAACCAACUUUUCAGCUCAGCGCCCGGACCCAGGAAAAGGACACAACAUGCCUAAAGCUGUCAAUGUUCGCGUCACCACCAUGGAUGCUGAGCUGGAGUUUGCCGUCCAGCCCAGCACCACUGGUAAACAGCUCUUUGACCAGGUGGUGAAGACCAUCGGCUUGAGGGAAGUCUGGUACUCUGGUCUUCAGUAUGUGGACGGUAAAGGAUACCUCACCUGGCUGAAGCUUGACAAAAAGGUGUCGUCCCAGGACGUGAAGAAGGAGAACCCACUGCAGUUCAAGUUCCGCGCCAAGUUCUUCCCCGAGGACGUGUCUGAGGAGCUCAUCCAGGACAUCACCCAGAAGCUGUUCUUCAUGCAGGUGAAGGAGGGCAUCCUGAGCGAUGAGGUGUACUGUCCCCCGGAGACGGCCGUGCUGCUGGCCUCAUACUCCGUCCAAGCCAAGUUCGGAGACUAUACCCGGGACCUCCACCGGCCCGGCUACCUCACCUCAGACCGUCUCCUGCCCCAGCGGGUUCUGGAGCAGCACAAGCUGUCCAGGGAGCAGUGGGAGGAGAGGAUCCAGGUGUGGCAUGAGGAACACCGUGGAAUGCUCAAGGAGGAUGCCAUGCUGGAGUACCUGAAGAUCGCCCAGGACCUGGAGAUGUACGGAGUCAACUACUUUGACAUCAAGAACAAGAAGGGGACCGAGCUGUGGCUGGGAGUGGACGCCCUGGGACUGAACAUCUACGAGAAGGAGGACAAACUGACCCCAAAGAUCGGCUUCCCUUGGAGCGAGAUCAGGAACAUCUCCUUCAACGACAAGAAGUUCAUCAUCAAACCCAUCGACAAGAAGGCCCCGGACUUUGUGUUCUUCGCCCCUCGCCUGCGCAUCAACAAGCGUAUCCUCCAGCUGUGCAUGGGCAACCACGAGCUGUACAUGCGCCGCCGCAAGCCAGACACCAUCGAGGUGCAGCAGAUGAAGGCCCAGGCCCGCGAGGAGAAACACCAGAAACAGAUGGAGAGGGCCCAGCUGGAGAACGAGAAGAAGAAGAGGGAGGCCAUCGAGAAAGAGAAGGAGCAGAUGGAGAGAGAGAAGCAGGAGCUGAUGAUGAGACUCUACCAGUUUGAGGAGAAGACCAAGAAGGCAGAGAAAGACCUCCAGGAGCAGAUGCAACGUGCCACGCAGCUGGAGGUGGAGAGGAGGCUGGCCGAGGACGAGGCGGCCCGCCUGGAGGCUGAGCGUCAGGCCGCCCUGCUGGCCAAAGAGGAGCUGGCCCGCCACGCCCAGGACCAGAUGCACAACCAGGAGCAGCUGGCUGCGGAGCUGGCCGAGCACACAGCCAGGAUCGCCCUGCUGGAGGAGGCCAGGAGACGCAAGGAGGAGGAGGCUGAUACAUGGCAACACAGGGCUCAGGAGGCCCAGAACGACCUGCUGAAGACCAAGGAGGAGCUGCAGAUGGUGAUGACGGCCCCUCCUCUGGCGCCCCCUCCCCCCAUGUUUGUGGAGGUGCCCAUGUUUGUGGACAACCACGACGUUUUGAUGGUGGAGGAGCAGAACGACCACGACAGCGAGAACAACAGCACGUACAGCGCCGACCUGCAGAACGAAGGCUUUAACGACCACCGCCGAGAGGAGGAGCGCCUCACCGAGGCCGAGAAGAACGAGCGUGUGCAGAGGCAGCUCAUGGCCCUGAGCUCAGAGCUGGCCCAGGCCCGCGACGACACUAAGCAUACCCAGAACGAUCUGCUACACACGGAGAACGUGCGCGCCGGCCGGGACAAGUACAAGACCCUGCGGCAGAUCCGAUCGGGCAACACCAAGCAGAGGAUCGACGAGUUUGAGGCCUUAUAAGAGGACCCCUCCCCAGAGGCCACGAGGGCCACACAGCCACGUACCCUUUCUGAAUGGUCACUGAACUAAUCCCUCCACUGCUACACACACACACACACACACACACACACACACACACACACACAGGAGCAGUAUAAAGAGAGUGAGUGAUACACACAUCUGCAUCACCACUUUUACCAGUUCCCCCUUACAUUGAGGUAACUUACUCCUGUAAAAAGGCUUUUCAAAUUCUUGUAAGAAAACUUACUAGUGCCAAAAUAUAUAUAUUAUUUUCUUUUAGCAUAACAAAUCUUCUUUCUGUUUUGAUUGUAUGCAAUCAGACAAAAUCACUCACCAUUGUUUUUAACCAGAGGUGUGAUGAUGAGUAGUGGGACUAGACAAUUAUAGUACGCCAUGAUGUGCACAUGAUAGACAUCAAGUACAGCCAAUCAGAGCCUUGCUUUUUGGUGUUUCUUAAAUGUGGUGUCAACGUUGAAAAAGGGCAAUUCUUUCUCACAGGGACCACUCAGAAAGGGGAACAUACAGUAUAUUGAAACUUUUACUCUUACUCACAGAAAAGUGUACUAUGUUCAGUUUCAUUGUGUUUUUCCAUAAUAUUUGGAACACUUUCGUUUAUGUUUAAUAUUGCUCUACAGUAGCUGGGAAAUCAUGAAUAGUUUAAUAUUCAUACGAUAUAUGGGUCAUUUAAAAAAGGGUUAUUUCCUCUUGGUUUGUAUAUUUCUGCUAUUCUACUAAUGAUCACAAGAACAUUUAAUAUGUAUCAAAGGUUCUAUAUCAACCAAAAUAAUGAUAGUUUUGUGUUCCAUAAGGUUUUCUUUUAGAUCACUAAAUUAAAGAGAUUUAUUUGUAAAUUAUUACUUCAUUUUUUUUUUUUUUACUUUAGAAAAUAUUCCACUGUAUGUCAUCAAAUCGACAUAAUGAGAUCCUAUAGGUAGCUAGCAGCAUUUUGUUAUGCAGUUCACCGUAGCUAGCAGCAUUUUGUCAUGCAGUUCAAGGUGGCUAGCAGCAUUUCCAAGGCAUACGUGCAUCUUCUCCAGGAGCAAAGUGCUUAUACAAAAACACUUAGGGCUCUAUUCAAUCUGUAUCACUGAAGCGUUACAGAUUGCGUUUUAGAAACGUAAAGGUAAUCUCCGAUUGAGCCGACACAUGCAGCAUUUAGCGUGAAUGCAGUCUCCGCUAACGCGGGAACAUUACCUUUACAUUUAAAUCACGCUGUAACGCUGAAUUUCUACAAUUCAGAUUGAAUAGAGCAUCAUUUUUCCUUCUCUCUUUUUUUCUGUUUAUGUUCCCGUGAAGGGAGGGAUGAGAGGAGGACGUGUUUAUUCUAAAUGUUAUGACGUCACCUAGCGAACAAAACUGGUUGAUAUUAUGUUAUGACAUCAUUUCAACCAGUUUUGCCCGCUGGGCACACAUUUGUGGAUGUAACCCCACGAGAUACCUUUUACUGUUGGAUGUCCCUCUGGAGCCCCUGUAGGCUGCAGCCCCAGUCUCGCCAUUCCCUCUAUCUGGAUGUGUACUAGACUAGUUUUUACUGACACUAUAACCAAAACAACGACACACAGCGCUGCCUCUGGCCCGCUGUUCUUUAUUCAAACUGGAUUUUAUAAAUGAGGUGUUCAGCAUAUUGGCAAUAAAGAUCUCCUAUGAUUUCAA
Coregonus clupeaformis (lake whitefish) is the source of this 3684-nucleotide messenger RNA. RefSeq names its product ezrin b (gene ezrb). The record is from RefSeq and is a predicted model, not a curated record. The coding region runs from base 244 to 2031 and encodes 595 amino acids. The transcript is spliced from 15 exons. NCBI's taxonomy places the organism in Eukaryota, Metazoa, Chordata, Actinopteri, Salmoniformes, Salmonidae. Gene Ontology annotation, biological process: regulation of cell shape; positive regulation of protein localization to early endosome; positive regulation of early endosome to late endosome transport. Gene Ontology annotation, cellular component: cytoskeleton; plasma membrane; filopodium. Gene Ontology annotation, molecular function: cell adhesion molecule binding; actin binding.